Molecule: messenger RNA, 1674 nt
Organism: Cyprinus carpio (common carp)
Lineage: Eukaryota; Metazoa; Chordata; Actinopteri; Cypriniformes; Cyprinidae
Product: transcription factor HES-4-like
Biological process (GO): regulation of transcription by RNA polymerase II; regulation of neurogenesis; anterior/posterior pattern specification
Cellular component (GO): nucleus
Molecular function (GO): DNA-binding transcription factor activity, RNA polymerase II-specific; RNA polymerase II cis-regulatory region sequence-specific DNA binding; protein dimerization activity
Source: RefSeq, a predicted model, not a curated record
AUGUCCAAGCUUCGUAUAAGACGAAUUGCAGCAUUUUACUGUUAAUUAAGUUAAUUGAAACAAAAUGUGUGGUUACUGUUAACUUAAUCGAUUUAUAGUUUCUUAUCUUGGAAUAUAUUAAGAGGGUAAUUGAGAGGAGCACGAAGCCAUAAGGGGGAAAGGACCCCACGGUCAGAAACGUCACUGACACCUCGUGACCAAUGACAAGCCAGCAUCCCCAAUAAAGAGAAGCGCUCGCGAGGCCCUUCACCACAGUAGAAGAAUUUCCUCAAGAAACACAGACCAACGGGAAUAUACGCAGAUCUAUAUAUUCGCAGAAUAUAAUCAGACUCUUCAGCAGAUCAUGGUUACUCCAAAAAUGGCAAAUCGACGAGCAGCGAAAAGAAUCUUGAAACCCGUGAUAGAGAAGAAACGGAGAGACCGGAUCAACCAGCGUUUAGAUGAGCUGCGAACGCUUCUCCUGGACAACACUCUGGACUCGCGACUUCAAAACCCCAAACUGGAGAAGGCUGAAAUUCUGGAAUUAACUGUUGAAUACAUUCGGACAAAAGCCACAGCUGCCAGACAUAGUCUAGGCGACUCUAACAAAGACCCGGACCCACAUGAUGCUAACGCUCCGGCUCUGCUCUCAAGGAGACCUCACGUACCCUUCGCUUCGGUCCCCGAGUCUAUCAAUGUCCAGAAGCAGAUGCCCUCCAAUCCCCUCUACAACGCUGGUUUUAAGGAGUGCGUCUCCCGCCUGGCCAGCUUCAUCGAAUGUGUUGAGCCUUCCCAGCGAGACAGCUUCGUUCAAGGCCUGUGUCACCACCUCGACUCCUACAGCAGUGCUCUUUCCCAGGGAAGAGUUUCCAGCCAAGCUGCCCACCAUCCGUGGAUCCCGAAUGCAGAGUUGACAUGCAGGACGGACGUCCCUGCGAUAGGACCCAUGAGAGCCACCGCUGAGCCCUUUUCCUACACCAGUAGUUUGUAUCCUCAAUCUUUUAUGCUCCAUCCCACAGGACAGGCCAUGACGCAUCCCUACCUCUCCCCUCCAUACUCCGUCUCUCCUCCACCCUCUCCUUGUUACUCAAGCAGCUCUCCCACAUACCUCUCUGUCCCCUGCCAUUUCCCUUUCUCUCCCACCUUCUCUCCACUCUCCAGUGACUCUUCGUCCUCAUCCUUCAGUCUCUCGACCCCUGCCGUGUCUGUGGUCCCAGGACCUCAUGUUCAGGUCUCUGUGGGCUCCCCCACUGGCUCGACUCGCUCUUGCCAGCCCCGGACUCUGAGACGAGCUCUGUUCCACAACCAGCCACAGUCUGUGUGGAGGCCCUGGUGAGCAAAACCCAAAACACUUAGUGACUCCGAGCAACAUCGUGCCAUCAGAUCUCCCUUCAGGCAUUGAGGAGACUUGUGAUAGAGUCUGGGCUUCACAUGGAAAAGAAAUGGAAGUGAAUGUGCUGUGCUGUGCACGAGUGCAAGUGAAGGCGAAGUGAGAAACAUUAGGAGCUCUGUGAUAAUCGCACGUGACUCGGCUGUUUUUAUUGUUCAUGUAUAUGUCUUUGCUAUAACUCGACUGUCACAUUCUUUCUUUGUUCUGCACACAACUUUCCUACCUAAAAUUCUUUAUUGUAUACAAAUUGUGUAUAUAUAGAUAUUUAUAUUUAUUUUGUCCCUGUUGUACAUUGUAAAUUAACU